AUGAAGGUGUUCUGUGUUUUACUGUUGAUUGGGGCGGCGUGUGCGGCGCCAGGAGCAAGUAACAAUGAUGCUGUUGAGCUUUUAUCAGGAGUUACGCUUGAGAAGGACGCGCUUGGAAUAGACAAACUAAAUGUAAAGCUGGAACCAGGUGAAUUGAGAGAUGUCAAGAGAACUUUUGAUGAAGCCAGAGGCAAAAUCAAGAAAUACACGCCACUCCUAGCAGGUAUAGGAGUAAAGGUGAUUGCCGUGAUUGGCAUUCUCUUCGGCGCGCUAACUCUCUUAGUUACUAAGGCCCUGGUAGUCGCCAAAAUGGCACUGAUGGCAGCUACAGCUUUAGGACUCCAUAAAAUGUUCAGUGAAGGAGGUUGGAACAGUAUUAGCGGAAAGAUUUCUGGUGUCCAACCAUCACCUCAGGCAUGGCCAUCUCCAUCAGCACAACAGUCUAAUGCAUACCCCUACGCGAGAUCGGUUGACACAGCUAACGAAGCGAAUGAUGUUGCCUAUAGAACGCAAAUACCAUCAUAA
This is a messenger RNA of Pieris brassicae (large cabbage white), 525 nucleotides long. RefSeq lists its product as uncharacterized. NCBI's taxonomy places the organism in Eukaryota, Metazoa, Arthropoda, Insecta, Lepidoptera, Pieridae. Bases 1 to 525 code for a protein of 174 amino acids. The record is from RefSeq and is a predicted model, not a curated record. The transcript is spliced from 4 exons.